Molecule: messenger RNA, 981 nt
Organism: Mytilus californianus (California mussel)
Lineage: Eukaryota; Metazoa; Mollusca; Bivalvia; Mytilida; Mytilidae
Product: cytochrome b-c1 complex subunit Rieske, mitochondrial-like
Exons: 4
Coding region: 59-868 (269 amino acids)
Biological process (GO): mitochondrial electron transport, ubiquinol to cytochrome c
Cellular component (GO): membrane
Molecular function (GO): quinol-cytochrome-c reductase activity; 2 iron, 2 sulfur cluster binding
Source: RefSeq, a predicted model, not a curated record
CAACUACCGACAUAAUAUUCUCUUCCGGUCACCUUGAAUUUUGGACAAAUUUCGGGAUAUGUAUUCCCUACCUAAGUCCGGUGCUCUUCCAGCAGUUUCACAACUGAUAGGGAAAAUUACCAGACCGAUACUACCUUCAGCUUCACUAGCACCAGAAGUCGUGUCAUUAAAACCGUCCCAGCACGAUAAGAAAUCUACAUAUUCGUUACAUAAGUUGGCACCGAAAUCAGCAGUCAGCAUUUCAAAUAACUGGUGUAGACCCCAACAAGUAAGAUAUUCCCAUACAGAUAUAAAUUUUCCAGACUACUCGUCAUAUAAAAGAUCACCUUCUAAAGAUGUAAACAUAUCUCAAGUACAAACAGAACCACAAAGGAAACUCUUUUCCUAUUUGAUGGUUGGAGGUGGUGCACUUGCAGGUACAUAUGUCGCUAAAUCAUUUGUACAAGAUUUAAUGGGAGUAAUAGAUGUAUCAGCUGAUAUUUUAGCAUUAGCCAAGGUUGAGGUAGAUCUCGCUGAUGUCCCUGUGGGAGAGAAUUUAACAGUAAAAUGGCGAGGCAAACCAGUAUUUAUUAGGCAUAGAACAGAAGAAGAAAUCGAAACUGAAGCAGGUGUUGAUUUAGCAUCCUUGAGAGAUCCCCAACACGACUUGGAUAGAACACAAAAGCCAGAGUGGGCUGUUAUGUUAGGAGUCUGUACACAUUUAGGGUGUGUACCUGUUCCUAUGGCUGGAGAUUAUAAUGGUUAUUUCUGUCCCUGUCACGGAUCUCAUUAUGAUUUAUCUGGAAGGAUAAGGAAAGGUCCAGCUCCAUUGAACCUUGACAUCCCUGAUCAUUCGUUUCCAGAAGGAACAAUGCUGGUUAUUGGUUAACCAAUGAUUUUAAUAGAACAAUGAUUUUAUUUAUUUCGGUGAAAAUACGUACAAUGGUAUCAGUGGAUGAUAGUUUAUAUGUUAACAGAUUGUAAUGAAAUUUGACAAGUUUU